GAACUAUUCAAAGAAAGUAAUGACAAGCAGUUUGCUUUUUUGAAACAUGGAAGUAGUGGUUUGCAGGCUUUGCGAGGGCAGCAAACACGCCCUUUGUGUCAGCAAUGUGAUGGACUUAUCUACCGCAAAAGUAUCGAUCUCUCAAUCAUCGAAUGCUCCUUCUUCUGAAUUGUCAACAUCUGUUGAGUCGGACUCUAUGAUGACUGAGACCAAAGAUUCGAAACAUGAGUUUCCAGCAGUAGGCGUUUGUAUUGGGGUGUCAGUUGGAAUAGUGUUUAUAGGUGUAGCAAUUGUUGCAAUCGUUAUUCUGAGAAAAAGAGGAGUAUUACGUUGCAAAAUGAACACGAACACGGACAAACCUAAUGUCGGCGAAGAACGAGAAAUUGAUGAUGAGAAAAAGUUGGAUAAUCCCGUAGAUAACCAUAGCUGCUUUAUAUUAGAGAUAGUCCCACAGUCAUAUGAAACAAACGCUGAUCACUUUUAGUGCUGCAGAUGAAACAGACGAGGAACAUAAUGGAACCGAUAACUAUAAUUCAAUAGACGACAAAGAAGAACCAUAUGAACGUGUAACAGAUGAUAAUGGCGAUUAUGAUUACACAACCAAUGCAUUAUCUUCAGUAAAUAAUAACCAUGAAUCAAACAAUAUCUAUAACAAACUAAAGAUUGACGGCCCUGGUGACUACGACCAUGUCGGGAUACGCGGACAUAACGAUGACAACGUUUCAGGCGUCGAUUACGAUAAAACUUCAGCAAGAUUAAAUAAUGGAAAGAAUGCCGGUAAUGACUAUAAUCAUAUCCAACACACUGCUCAUAAAGCAGGUGCAACAUAUACUGAUAUCAAAGGCGGGGAUUACGACGCCAUGUAUGGUAUGAAGAUCAAAGUCGUCAGAUCAGACGGGUCGGACUACGCACACGUAAACAAAUAUUAAGUAAAGCGAUAUAAUCCGACCCGAAUACGGAGGUUUACAUUUCUUUCAAACUGUUAUUUAAACACA
Molecule: messenger RNA, 995 nt
Organism: Dreissena polymorpha
Lineage: Eukaryota; Metazoa; Mollusca; Bivalvia; Myida; Dreissenidae
Exons: 4
Coding region: 47-484 (145 amino acids)
Source: RefSeq, a predicted model, not a curated record